Aspergillus aculeatus ATCC 16872 is the source of this 1317-nucleotide messenger RNA. RefSeq names its product RNP domain protein. Lineage: Eukaryota; Fungi; Ascomycota; Eurotiomycetes; Eurotiales; Aspergillaceae. Bases 1 to 1317 code for a protein of 438 amino acids. The transcript is spliced from 8 exons. Gene Ontology annotation, cellular component: nucleus; cytoplasm. Gene Ontology annotation, molecular function: mRNA binding. The record is from RefSeq and is a predicted model, not a curated record.
AUGAGUGCGGCCCAAGGCCCUUCUGGUGGUCAUUCAUCUUCUGGUUACGGUGGGCGCAGCAGCUACCCGCCUCCAGCUCGGUCAUACGAAGAACGCGCUGUUCACAAAGAACAAAUGAUGCAAGCCGUCCGCGAAUCAUCCCAGCAAGACCGUCGGGUCUAUGUGGGCAACCUUUCCUACGAUGUCAAGUGGCAUCACCUCAAGGAUUUUAUGAGACAGGCUGGAGAAGUUAUCUUUGCCGAUGUCUUGCUUCUUCCCAAUGGAAUGUCGAAGGUGGGCGCCAAUGCGAUUGUGGAAUACGCGACCAGGGAUCAAGCGCAAAAUGCGGUCAACACCCUUAGCAACCAGAACCUGAUGGGUCGUCUUGUCUACGUUCGUGAGGAUCGUGAACCCGAGCCGCGUUUCACCGGCGGACCUUCGCGUGGCGACUUUGGCGGUGCCGGUCGCGGCGGUUUCGGUGGUGGAUUUGGCGGCGGCGGCGGUGGUGCUGGUGGUGCUGGAGGUCGUCAGCUCUUCGUGUCCAACCUUCCGUUCAACGUGGGUUGGCAAGAUCUGAAGGAUUUGUUCCGUCAAGCCGCUCAACAAGGUGCGGUUAUUCGUGCCGAUGUUCACACUGACGCCACCGGUCGGCCCAAGGGCUCCGGUAUUGUCGCGUUCGAGUCCCCUGAGGACGCUCGCAAUGCCAUCCAGCAGUUCAACGGCUACGACUGGCAAGGCCGGCCCUUGGAGGUCCGUGAGGACCGCUUUGCUGGUGCCGGUCCCGGCUUCGGGGGCCGCGGUGGCUUCGGAGGUCGUGGUGGUUUCGGCGGCGGUUUCGGAGGCCGCGGUGGCUUUGGCGGUCGUGGUGGUUUCGGCGGCGGCUUUGGUGGUCGCGGCGGCUACGGCGGCGGUCCUGGCUACGGCGGCCCUGGCGGUCCUCCCGGCGGCCCCGGCUUCGAGGGCGUCGCUUCGGUUCCUCCCAACCCCUUCACUGACUUCGCCACUUCCGGCGGCGAGAAGAGCCCCGUCAUCUACGUGCGCAACCUGCCCUGGUCUACCUGCAACGAGGACCUCUUCGACUUGUUCACCACCAUCGGCAAGGUCGAUCGCGCCGAGAUCCAGUAUGAGCCCAAUGGUCGCUCCCGUGGCACCGGUGUGGUUCAGUUCGACAGUGCGGACACUGCUGAAACUGCUAUCGCCAAGUUCACAGGCUAUCAGUAUGGUGGUCGUCCCCUGGGCAUCACCUUUGUCAAGUACCUGAAUGUGGGUGGCCCUCCCGCGGACGCGAUGGAGGGCCAGGAGCCCACGGCUCCCAUUACUCAGGAUCAGAUCAUGUAA